UAAACACACCCAGCCCUUUCUUUCUCUAUCUCUUUUCCUAUCUCUAUAGCUCCAGCCGAUUCUCAGACAUCUCCGAUCGUUCCCCUGUUUUCUCAAAUGAUCCAUCGCUACCACGAUGCUUUUCCACUUCCCGUGGGUCAUCGUACAACAGGAUAUCUAAGGAAGAAGACUGUGCAGGAGAAGGAGCAGAGACAGAGCAAUCAUCAAUUGAAACAAUGGAGGUGGGUUGCAUCAAACCCUAAAGCAGAUCUAGCGGAAGCAUCGGACCCAGAAGCAAAUCUAGCGGAAGCAGGGGAAACGACGCUGCAGAUGUCCUAGAAGCUAGUUAUUUGGGUAUCUUCCUUUGUUUCACAUUAAACAAUUGUUUCUUAUAAAUAUAUUAGCUAAUUAGCCACCACCCAUUUGUCUGCUCUUUUCAAAAUCUUUGAUAUCACUUUUGGGUCUUGGUGCUUUUUCUCAGGGGUAGUUUCGAUCAGGGUAAUUGAGGUUUGGGUUUUUAUUUUUGUUGGAUUUUGCUUUAAUCUGGGUGUAUUCUUAUGCUGUGCUUUGUUGCUAAAUUGAAAUCGGUUUUUUCCUCCUUUUUGUUGCUUUAGUGAAGAAGUAAAUAGUUUUGCUUUUGGGUUUUACUUGAAAUUUUCUGAUCUGGGUUCGCUUUCUGAUGUAUUGUUGAUCCACUUACUGGCACUUGUGAAUAUUUCUCUAAGAUCUGCAACUGGGUUCUCAGUGAAUAUAUCGCGCUACAGGGCGGUGGUGGCGAAAGUAGAUCUGUUAGUGGUGGGUUCGAAGGAACCCAGGUUGCUGAAGAGGAAUAUGAGGCUGCAGAUGAUUAGGAUGAGGAUGGAGGUCUUUGUAUGUUUUCAGUUCAUCAACUAGAGGGAUUCUGAUGGUUUUGAUCAGUAAGGAGGAUGGUGAAUAGUAAUAAGGAGAAAGGAAAUGAGAGGGAGAAAGAAAGGGUUGGGUUGGUACUUAACAGAGAGUAACAGAGAAAGUAACAGAGACUAAGAAUGUGUAACAGAGUGUGCGAUGGAGGAGGGUGAAUGAAUCACUGUCCAAAAU
This is a messenger RNA of Rubroshorea leprosula, 1056 nucleotides long. NCBI's taxonomy places the organism in Eukaryota, Viridiplantae, Streptophyta, Magnoliopsida, Malvales, Dipterocarpaceae. The record is from the annotation of a GenBank genome assembly.